AUGGAAAGAAUACCAGGAACACCUGAUUACAACGUAUUUCUACCCGGCCAUAUCCGGCUUAACUUUACUUGGACUAGUAUAGGAAAUUCAAAAAAUCCACUUUCACAUAUCCUUCACAAUUUGGACAUGGAUAUUUGUCAAGUAGGUUUUACCGGAGACCGAAUUGUUUCAACGUUUCCAUUCUUACAAGCACUUGCAACGAAAUCAUUUAUUGUUUAUAAUCUUCAUGCUCGAAGUCCAAAGUAUUUGUGUACACGUAUAGCAAAAUAUUGCAACAGAGGAUUCAAGCUUUUACAAUCUAUUGAUUUCGAUGGUGAUUUUGAUUUAUUGAUGGCACAAGAAGAAAUAUCAUUGUAUCGCAUUGAGUAUCAUCAGUAUAUUGAUGAUGAUGGUGAAAUUCAACUUGCUACAAAAGAAUAUCGCCGAGGAUUUCUACACAACAUCGAUACAUUUCGACUUCAAGAGAAAUUCAUGCAUAUGGUUUGUCCUCAAUUAUUGCGAUAUACAUGA
Messenger RNA from Adineta steineri, 510 nucleotides. Lineage: Eukaryota; Metazoa; Rotifera; Eurotatoria; Adinetida; Adinetidae. The record is from the annotation of a GenBank genome assembly.